This is a messenger RNA of Triticum urartu, 8202 nucleotides long. RefSeq lists its product as uncharacterized. Gene Ontology annotation, molecular function: protein binding. The record is from RefSeq and is a predicted model, not a curated record. Lineage: Eukaryota; Viridiplantae; Streptophyta; Magnoliopsida; Poales; Poaceae.
GCGUGUCUUUUCCCCUUUCCCCAUUCUGGACGCUCUGUUUCGAUAAGCUUGAGGGCGAGCUCGAGCGGCGCAGCACAGCAGGCGAUUCUCUCCGUCCAUGGCGAUUCUUGCCGGUCGAUUUUGAUUUCGGUUCCCUUUCUUCUUCGAUCCCCGGUGUCGCGCUUGGUUGUUCCUCUCUCCCGCUCUCUUUCGCUCUCUGCCCGUGUGCUUUUUGCUUGUGUUUGGUUCCAGAUCUAGGUGAGUUCAUGUUGUCCCUGUCGUCUCGCACAUUGUUGUAGUUGUAGAUGCAUGAUGUUGUUGACUCCCUGUUGAAGGUGGAGAUGCCUGAUUUGUGUGUGCCGUCGAGCACCUGCUUGUAGUUGUAGACGCAUGAUUUUGUUGACUUCCUGCCGGAGUUGGAGAUGCGUGAUUUGUGUGUCUUCCCGAGCACCUGUUCUGUAGUUGGAGAUGCAUAAUAGAUGCAUGAUUUUACGGUUGACUCCCUGCUGGAGGUGGAGGUGCGUGAUUUGUGCACCUCCCCGCGCCGCUGAUGCAGUUGCAGAUGCGGUGGUUGUUUCCUGUCUCCUGUCCACGGGUUGUUGUAGUUUGGGGGAUUAUGUAGAUGUGACCCCCCCCUGUAGGUGCGUGAUUCCGUGAAUUUUUGUGUUCUGGUCUAUUAUGUCCUGAUGCUUGCUGCGGUAUGCAGCUGUGUAGCUUGCUUUUGUGCCUAAGAUGUUUGUAUGAUGUUUUGAGUUCAAGCAGGCAUGUGUUUUUGAGUUUAAUUUCAGUGUAAUUUGUGCCAGCGCAUUCAGCGUAAUUUUCUGAAGGAAGUUGGGGGAUUAUGUACAUGCCCCCCUUCAUGUAUAGAACUUUUCAGUGUAUUCUAGCCAACUUUUAUAGUGUAAUCCUAGGGUAAUUUGUACCAAGUUUACAGUGUAAUGUACCCAAUGUUUACAGUGUAAUUUGUCCCAAAUUUACAGUGUAAUUUGUCCUACACUUACAGUGUAAUGUAUCCAAUUUUUACAGUGUAAUUUGUCCCAAGUUUACAGUGUAAGCUACACAUUUAUUUACAGUGUAAUUUUAUCCCAGUGUGAAUUGUCCCCGACUCCUAGUGUAAUUGCAGUGGAUUGAAAGUGUAGUUUGAAUGUAGUUUUACCCAACAAUUUCUCUGUACUUGGAUUGGUACUAUAGGACUUUUUCAAAUGCUUCAGCUAACUUUAUUUUUCGCCAAUUUUGCUCUAUAAUUUCUAUGGUUCAGUAUUGUAUUUGUCAGUUAGAUUACAGUGGUUUUUUAUGUUUUAAUCGGAUGCCUUUCAGUGUUAUUUAACUUCUUUUCUUCUUUUUGUCCUCCUUCUUGUUUAUAGGUUUAAACGGGUAAGCUACGGAAAGCCUCUCGUCGGGAUGUUCCUUUAGUAUUGUCUUUAGAGAGUGCAGAUUCUGGAGCCGAACCUUUCGUGCCUAAUGAUUUUGCAGAAGAUGGUUCUUAUCCUGUGUCUCUGGAAUUAUCUGGUGAUCAAGGAGGGUUUGACAAAGCUCUUUUGAAGUUCUAUCUUAAUCUUUAUCUUGGACUUUUCAUUUUAUUUUUAUUUUUUCGUUUUUUUACCUUUGGGUGAUGGUUCUGUUUUUGUCCCUGUAUUUUUUGAAAUGCUUCUUUCUAUUGGGAGAGGGGCAGCAGAUAGUCCCUGUAUUUUGUUAGGGAUUUUGCACUGCAAUUUACUAGGUACUUACAGUGUAAAAACCCUUAGUUUUGCACUGGAUUUUUACAUGUUUAAUUUCACACUGGAAUUUCUGGGGGUUAUACACUGUAAGUCUGCAUUUACAGUUUAAUUUACUAUGUAAUUUACACUGUAAGUACAUCAUUUGUCUUUGCUGCAUUUUUUACUCUGUAAAGUGUACUUUCAAUGUAAUUACACCAUUUUCUUUACUCUAGAAUUUAUGGGAAAUCUACACUUGAAAUUUCUAGGUACAAGACUAGUUACAUGGGAUUUACACUGUAAUUUUCUAAGAUUUUACACUUGAUUUUGACUAGAUUUACACUGGAUUUGCAUGGGGAUUUUUUACACUGUAACUACAUCUUUUGUCUACAUGCUUACAGUGGAAUUACAUGAUUUACACUCUAAAUUACAUCUUUUGUCUACAUGCUUUCACUGGAAUUUACAUUGUAAUCCUAGAAUUUACACUGGAAUUAUAUGAUUUACACUGUAACUACAUCUUUUGUCUACAUGCUUACACUGGAAUUUAUGGGGAUUUAACAGUGUAUACUUUUCAUGUAAUUCCAUCAUUUCUUUACUCUCGAAUUUAUGGGAUUUUUUUACCAAUUUUCUAGGUGCAAGACUAGUUUACAUGGGGAUUUACACUGUAAUUUUCUGGGAUUUACACUGGAAUUUUUGACUAGUUUACAUGUGGAUUUACACUGUAAUUUCUAGGAUUUUACACUGGAAUUUUGACUAGUUUAAAUGGGGAUUUACACUGGAAUUUUCUGGGAUUUACACCGGAAUUUUUGACUAGUUUACAUGGGGAUUUACAAUGUAAUUUUCUGAGACUUUAGAAUGGAAUUUUGACUAGUUUAAAUGGGGAUUUACACUGUAAUUUUCUGGGAUUUACACUGAAAAUUGACUGGGUUUACAUGGAGAUUUACACUGUAAAUUCUAGGAUUUACACUAGAAAUUGACUAGUUUACAUGGGGAUUUACACCGUCUCUCCCAUGGGCGGCUCCCAGAUUUGUUCUAGCCCUGUUAGGUGAGAUCUGUCUAGUGGUUGAGGGGGGAGGGGCCUGUUUUGUGGAGGGAUUUGGUCUCUGCGUGCGUUGCAAGCUUGCUGGCAUGUGCCAUGUGAUCCCUGAUGGGGUUUGUUUGUCCAGGACGAACCAGGAAAUUUUUUCAAAUUGAAAAACAGUCAAAUGUCAAAUAGACAGAAUAUAUGGCCUUUGAACGCACACGCAAACAAAGAAGGUUCAUGGAGCUAUUUUGUUUUAUAGGGAAGGUUCGUAGAGAUAAAUCCUGGACCCUUUUUUUUUUUGAGGCAACCUGCCGAUAAUGCUGGACUAGUUUCAAAAACUUUCAGCUUUGUACUUGCUGGGCCCGCCAUUACCGGUGAAGCCACAUUUGGGCUGUGGGCAGCCAGCAGCCCAGCGCAGAGAAAAAUCAUCACUCGACCCACGCUCCCCACGCCCCCACCCAUGUGGCCAUGUCGUCACUUUCCCCUUCUCGUCGAGGGUUUCCUCUGCCCUGUUACGUUCCCCACUCCAAUCCAAUGGCGACGACCAGCAACAAGAAAAUGGCGUCGCCGUCGCCUAUGCCGGACAUGCCCGACCAGCUCCUCGCCGAGAUCUUCCUCCGGCUGCCCACCCCACAAGACCUCGCCCGCGCCUCCGCCGUCUGCACCACCUUCCGCCGAAUCUCCACCGACAGGUCCUUCCUCCGCUGCUUCCGCUGCCUCCACGCGCCGCCACUCCUCGGAUUCCUCGACCGCGACGGCUUCCACCCAGCCCUACCCUCCACCCCCGCCGUCCGCGCGGUCGCCGCCGCCGCCGAUUUCACCUUCUCCUUCCUCCCCCACCACCGCCGCUGGACCGUGCAGGACGUCCGCGACGGCCGCGUCCUCCUUUCCCGCAGCACCGGAAAACUUGGGCAGCCCCCGGUCUUCAGAGAUCUCGCGGUGUGCGACCCCUUGCACCGGCGCUACGUCCUGCUCCCCCCGCUACCUCACGACCUAGCUGCUUUGCUUGGGCACCCGUUCCCCCCGGUAACCGAAGCCUGCUGCAAGCGCUUCCUCGUUCCCCUCGGCGAGGAGGAGGCAGCGGCUGGAGACACAACAUUCAGAGUCAUCUUGAUGGCGUAUUGCAAAACCAGCCUGGCUGCCUUUGUCUUCUCUUCCAGCAACGAUCAAUGGCGAGCUACUGCAUCCAAGGAUUUGAGUGAUUUGGCCCUUGACGAGGGCAACAUGGAGGAGAUGUCAAGGGUCCAGCCUUUCAUUCCCAUGCGCCAUUAUGCUUAUGGCUGUUUCUACUGGGACUGGGUGCAAUUCGGGAUGAAGAAGUUGCUCUUGCUUGACACCACGAACAUGGAGUUCUCCGCUGCUGACCUCCCACCAGGAGAAUGGAGCAAGGAAGGUAUAGCCAUUGUGGAGGCCGGGGAAGGCAGGCUCGGGAUCUUUGGUUUCCGUGGUGAACUUGCAUCCAGUCUCAGCUAUACCACUGCACGGACCAAAGGCGAGAGUCCCAGCCAGUGGCAGAUGGAGAAGACAAUCUCACUAGAUUCUGGCUACAAAUAUUGUAUCAGAGAUGCAACACAGAGGUACUUGCUCUUGACAAGGAUAGAAGCAUCAUCCCUAAAUAAUCACCUUGUUGGAUAUUUCUCAAUGGAUAUCAAGACGUUGCAGCUUCAGAGGGUUUAUGAGAAACAGCACUAUUCUAAUCAGACAUACACAUAUAUCAACUUCCCACCAUCAUUGUUGUCUUCAAGGAGAAUAUGAAGUGGUAAAGUUUCUAUUGCUUCCAAGUAUCUCCUUCACUUCAUAAUUAUCACAUGACUUGUCUAUUGCUUCAUGCUCAUUAUGGCAAUCGGUAAUUCCUGUCUUUUUAGUACUGUUUAAUUUAUUGUGCUCAUCGGAAAACUAGAAAGCUCGGGAACAUAAUUGUGUUUCUUGUCUUGUUUGUCUCGGUCGCCUUUUAAAGAGAAUGGGGUUAGUAGGAGAAAUGAUCUUGUACACUACAAGUAGCUUAUGCAUGAGUGAGUCCUGAUGGAAAUCUGGAAUCGCUAAAAAUACCAGGUCAUUAUAGUUAUUUUAGAGGAGUAGUUUUGAUGAUCAAGAUAAAGUAGGAAGGAAUACAACUUUAUUUCUGGUUUACCUUGAAUUGAUUCACCAUGAGAAAAUCCACUCAAGUCAAAGACAGCCCAUUUUGUACACUUUUUCUUCAGAUGUAUAAUUUUAUCUUGCGAUGCUGUUUCGAGGUAAACCUGUAUGGUCACAAAUAAGAUCCUGAGUCACUGCUGUAAAUAAGAAGAGCUUGUGCUCACAGGCAACUGAAUUGUUAUCCUGUGAUGUUGUUUUAUCUGAAUCAACCUCAUAAGAUUGAAGGGAGUGCUUAUCACGGGCAACUGAAAUUGUUCUUUAUUGCAGUCAUUGUCUCCACCACUGUUAGAUCCUCAGUAUCAUGGUUGUGCUCUGAAUCUCCAAGCAAAUCAUAUUGGUUGAGAUGAUUGACUGAAACUUAGAGUUGUCAGGUGAUUGUAUUGUUUCUCGCUGCCAACACCCUGAGCUACAUAUUCACGUAUAUGUUGUUCUAGUUUUUAUGGUGCUUGUAGCUUCAGUUAAUGUGGCUGCUGCUGUCCCAGCGUAAGAGUGAGUGUGAUCAUGAACUUUAACAGUUUCAAUCGACCAACAAUUGUGGUUGAGCUAGCUAGCUGAGGCAUAUUUCCAUGUCCCAUUUUUUUCUCAACUAGUAUUUAUUAGAGUUAUGAUCUCGUUGAGGAUGAAUACAAUACACGUUGAUUGUAACCAUUAAAAGCCUUUGCAUUCUAUCGAAAGUGAAGGAGUGUCCCUAUUUUUCUUUUUUUGAGUUUGAAGCUAGAGCUUUAUUAGUAGUAGGAAACAAGUUGGUGCAUAGCGCCCAUGAUAUCACCAGCAAUAAACUCUGGCACAUCGAACUCCCAUUUUACCCUACCAGAGCCUACAGGUUUAAUUCCAAAUUUACUUAAGCCUUGUUUGUCUGUCGACUGCCUGCAGACAGACAAGUCGCAACUGGACAAGCACAGUCGGUUGUGUGAACAAGUUUUCUGCAAUUAACUCUACUAUGCAGUUGAAAUUCUUUUUUAUUGCAGUCAAUCUCCACCACUCUGAUAUCUUGAUAUGAUGGUUGUCCUAAUCUGAGAGCAUAUCCUAUUGGUUUUGAUAUAAUUGAAUGAAUCUUAAAGAGUUUCCAGGUGAUUGUGUAUUAGCAAUUUUGUAGGAUGAAUUUGAGGGGACAACCAGGUUUCUUUUUGUUCCUUUAUGUGCAUCAGUUUGUGCCAGGAUGGAAUUAAGUUUUUCAAGACUCGUUUAUGUUGAUGUGCCUCUGUCUGGCUAUGUAUUCCAACCUUUUAAUUUAAAUUCCGAUGCUAGGCACACUGGAGCGAGUGUCUGCAGUCACAUGUUUCGAAUUCAGUUUAGAUAAAUAUUACCAAUGUGAUAAUGCUAUUAUGUAUCUUCCUCUACCUAGUUACAUAUAAUUUGUUCCUUUUAGCUCAUAAACUCUCAAAUAUGUGUGCAAUAGAAUUCUUAUUUAUUGCAGUCAAUCUCCACCAGUCCUAGGUCCCAGUAUCAUGGUUUUUCUCCUUAUCCCAAAACAAAUCAUGUUGGUCGAGAUGAUUGACUGAAACUUAAGGAGUUUUCAUACGAUUAUGUAUUAGCAAUCCUGUAAGAUGAAUUGGAGAGGGCACCUAGUUUUGUUUUUCUUUCCUUUUGGGGACUCAUUUUUGUACUUGGAUUGCUGACAGCAGCUAGUGCGUUGAUUCUUGCUACCAAUGCCCCAGUUUCUCUCCAUGUUUUGUAGUUGGAAGUUUGGUAUACUGCUAGGUGUCUGGGUAGUAUAUGAUUUCGUGCUGUCCUGUAACAUGGAGGUACCACUUCAAGUUCUUCACGACUCAUUUCUUUAUGUUGACUGGCCUGAGUGCAAACUACAAUUCUAAACACACUAAAGCGAGUGUUUGCAGUCACUUGUUUCGAAUUCGGUAAUCAAGAUUACCAAUGUGACAAGGUUAUUAAUUACUGAAACUUAAGUAGUUAUUAGGUGAUUGUGCAUUAGCAAUUCUGUAAAGACCACCCAGUUUUGUGUUCUUUCUUUUCUUGUGUGCAUUAUUUAUGUACUAUUAGGAUGGCAGUCGGCAGCUAGUAUGUCGGUUCUCACUAGCAAUACCUCGAGUUUCUUUACUCUUUUUAAGCUAGAAGUUUGUUAUACUGCUAGGUGCAUAUAUACUAGGUAGUAUGAGGACUCCUACAACACAAAUGUACCAAUUCUGUAUUACUUAAGUUUUCCACGUCUCGUUUCUUUAUGGUGUCUUGCCUCUGUCUGGCUAUGUAUUCAAACUUGUAUUACACAUUCCAGUCUAAGCACACUGAAGCGGGUGUUCGCAGUCACAUAUUUUCAAAUUCGGCUGAGACCAAUAUUACCAAUGUGACAACGCUAUUAUGCAAUAUUUCUUCUCUGGUGUCUAAACUUCUAUCUUGUCUGUUCAGGUUUGACAGAGCCGUACGUAAUCAUAUCAGCAUUCUUAAUUCAAAGCGACCAUGGUUUCAACAGCUUGGAGUUCUCACAUACUGACCACUUAGACUACAGAACAACAUGAUCUACAUUGCCUUGCUUGGUGGUGGCCAUGUCAAUGUUUCGGUUAUUAGGUCUAACAUCAAUGUGGAAUUUCCCUGCCUAAGAAUGUGACUUUGAUAUUAGGAGUUCAAGUCAAUUUUUUUUCUUCAUUAUUAGUUAAGAGUUGCUAAAACAGGUACAAUCUUGGCAGAACGAUCACAACGGAACUGAUAACCAACGUAAGGACAAUAUAAGCAGCACCGGCAUGCAGCUGGAGGGACUUGUUCUUUGUUGUUGCUGCUGCUGCUGUACGGUGAAGGGUAGGCAGCAAACAAGGUUUGUAGAGCUGUAGAAAGAGGUGAGUGGAAGUCCUAAAUGGUGCUCAUGUUUGGAUCGCCGAAGUACCGAUAAUUUGUGAAAUCUUGAAUAUGCUGUAUGAUCUUGAAUACUGAGUCGACAAUUUUCUCUGCUGUAUGAUCUUUUGUCCCUUUUUCUUCAGAUUUGAUGGAGCUGUAAUCAGAUCGCCCCAGCGUAAGUUGACAAUCCAAACGCAUGCUCGGCUAGUCGGCUGCAGAGUGAAUCAACAUGUACACAGAUAGGAGUAGUAUAUACUACUGUCACCAAGUUGGUUGGUUUCACCUGCCUGUUAUUAGCAGCAAGAAAAAUUAAGAGAUGACUUUUGGAUCGCUUGGUCUCGGGUCCUGAGGACAAAACUGCAACCAUCAGGGCUUUCGAUUGAUUUGUGAACGCAGGUGCGGGAAUUGGCGAAGACACACUCGUUGGCGCUAUGGUCAGUUGGUCGUUUCAGAUUAGUAAAGGUGCCUCUAGCUAAACACGCUUGUCCAUAGUUUUUUAGGCGACUCUGGUCUGGUCCAUGGUUUGUAGCAUGGUGACACUAAGCUGAUCUUAACAUAUGAAGGCUUGCCCCGGGUUUGGGCUAA